ACUCUAUCCGUGUGUGAUUCCGCAGUUUCACGACAACCCAUCUAUAAAUACGGCCCCUCAAUCGGUGGCCAACACUUGCGAGCUUUUGGCAUACCCUAAGGACCUAAACUAUCGGCGGAAAAGGGGAGAGGGAAAUCUUUCUUGUCGGCAGUUGGGUUCUUCUCUGAAGGUUUAGGAAAUGGAUACCUUCUUGUUUACCUCUGAAUCUGUGAACGAAGGGCACCCUGACAAGCUCUGCGACCAGAUUUCCGAUGCCGUCCUCGACGCCUGCCUCGAGCAAGAUCCAGACAGCAAAGUCGCCUGCGAGACUUGCACCAAGACCAACAUGGUUAUGGUGUUCGGAGAGAUCACGACCAAGGCGAAUGUGGACUAUGAGAAGAUCGUCCGGGACACCUGCCGUAACAUCGGAUUUACAUCUGACGAUGUUGGUCUCGACGCCGACAAGUGCAAGGUUCUCGUUAACAUCGAGCAGCAGAGUCCGGACAUCGCGCAGGGCGUGCACGGGCAUCUCACAAAGCGUCCGGAGGAGAUCGGUGCCGGCGAUCAAGGGCACAUGUUUGGUUAUGCGACCGACGAGACUCCUGAGUACAUGCCGCUCAGCCAUGUGCUCGCUACCAAAUUGGGUGCUCGUUUGACCGAGGUUCGCAAGAACGGGACGUGCCCGUGGUUGAGGCCCGACGGAAAGACCCAAGUCACCGUCGAGUACUGCAACGACAAUGGCGCGAUGGUUCCAAUCAGAGUCCACACUGUUCUCAUCUCGACCCAGCAUGACGAGACGGUUACAAACGAUGAGAUCGCCAAGGAUCUUAAGGAGCACGUCAUCAAGCCUGUCAUCCCGGAGAAGUACCUAGACGAGAAAACCAUCUUCCACCUCAAUCCUUCUGGCCGAUUCGUUAUUGGUGGUCCGCACGGCGACGCGGGUCUCACCGGCCGCAAGAUCAUCAUCGACACCUAUGGCGGUUGGGGCGCGCACGGUGGCGGAGCUUUCUCUGGGAAGGACCCGACUAAGGUCGACAGGAGCGGUGCCUACAUUGUCCGACAGGCUGCCAAGAGCAUCGUCGCCAAUGGCCUCGCUCGCAGGUGCAUAGUCCAAGUGUCGUACGCAAUCGGUGUUCCUGAACCGCUUUCGGUCUUUGUUGACACCUACGGAACUGGGAAGAUCUCUGACAAGGAGAUCUUGCAGCUGGUGAAGGAGAACUUCGAUUUCAGGCCGGGAAUGAUCUCGAUCAACUUGGACUUGAAGAGGGGCAACAAUGGGAGGUUCUUGAAGACGGCUGCGUACGGGCACUUUGGAAGAGACGACGCCGAUUUCACUUGGGAAGUUGUGAAGCCGCUGAAAUGGGAGAAGCCACAGAGCUAAGCAUCAUCUUCGGUAUGGAUUGGUUCGUUGGUAAUGGUACCUAUGCUUUUCUUGGUUUUGUUUUUUAUGUUUAAUUUGGGGUUUGUUGGUUUUCUUUAUUUGUCUUAAAAACUUUUGUGUCGACUUGUUGGUAAGAAGACAGUCUUUGGAGGAUAGGUGAAAAAACAUGGAUGGAAAUUCCGUGAUGGUGUCUGUCUAUUGUCUCUGUCUUGUUUUGUUUUGACUUGUGUUAUCAAUAUGACAAACUACUGCUUUCUUUUACUA
Messenger RNA from Andrographis paniculata, 1624 nucleotides. Its product is annotated as S-adenosylmethionine synthase 1. Gene Ontology annotation, cellular component: cytosol. The transcript is spliced from 2 exons. The record is from RefSeq and is a predicted model, not a curated record. Gene Ontology annotation, molecular function: methionine adenosyltransferase activity; ATP binding. Bases 179 to 1360 code for a protein of 393 amino acids. Gene Ontology annotation, biological process: S-adenosylmethionine biosynthetic process. Lineage: Eukaryota; Viridiplantae; Streptophyta; Magnoliopsida; Lamiales; Acanthaceae.